AGAAAAAAAGGCACCCUACCAUGCAACCACUCUAGUAAGUGAGUUUUUUAUUUUUUAUUUUUUUUUUAUAUAAAUAAACCCCCAGCCUUCUUGUUCAUCAUUAUACGCUUCAUACGUUUUUCAUCACAGCCCCAUUUUCGAGUGUCUCCAAGAUCGAUGGACAUCAAAAUGGUGUCCUCUCACUCCUCUGCACUUCUAUUCCCAAACCCCAUCAAACUCAUUUCUCAACAACAACCAAAGCCGAAACUGAAAACCUUCUUCUAUCAACACCCAAAUCCUAUCUCAAUUAAACUUCGAUGUAUGGCAGUUAAUUCCAAAUAUGUUCCUAGUCAAUCAUCCAUGGACACCAAGAUUGGAAAUGAAGUGAUAGAACUGUCCAAACUCGCAACAAGCUGUGACGUCUUUGUUGGCGCCCCACAAAACAGCAUCCCUUCCUCCUCCACUUCCCCGAUCAUGUUGUCCAAUGCCACAUUAGGUGGAUACCUAGCUCGGCGACUAGUCCAAAUCGGUGUUGCAGACGUGUUCUCUGUUCCCGGUGACUCUAACUUGAUCCUUCUAGAUCAUCUCAUCGCCGAACCUGGGCUAACGAAUAUUGGCUGCUGCAAUGAGCUCAACGCUGGCUACGCUGCUGAUGGCUACGCACGCUCCCGAGGCAUCGGCGCGUGUGUCGUUACUUUCACGGUCGGCGGACUCAGUUUGCUAAAUGCCGUAGCCGGGGCGUACAGUGAGAAUUUACCGGUGAUUUGUAUAGUUGGAGGACCAAAUUCCAAUGACUAUGGAGAGUCGACUAACAAUAUUCUUCACCAUACUAUUGGGUUACCUGAUUUCAGCCAAGAGCUUAGGUGUUUUCAGACCGUCACUUGCUAUCAGGCUGUCAUAAACAAUCUUGAACAUGCACGUCAAAGGAUCGAUACAGCAAUUUCAACAGCCCUGAGAGAAAGCAAGCCAGUUUAUAUCAGCAUAAGUUGUAACUUGGUUGGGAUUCCUCAUCCUAGUUUUAGCCGUGAGCUUUUUCCAAUUUCAUUGCCUCCAAGAUUAAGUAAUCGGAUGGCCUUAGACGCUGCAGUGGAGGCAGCAGCAGAGUUCCUGAACAAGGCAGUGAAACCAGUUAUGGUAGGUGGUCCCGAACUCCGAGUUGCAAAGGCUGGCGAUGCCUUUAUUGAACUGGCUGAAGCUUCUCGUUAUGCCAUGGCUGUUCUGCCAGCAGCAAAGGGGCUUGUGCCGGAGAAUUACCCCCAAUUUAUUGGUACAUACUGGGGUGUUGCUAGCAGCGCCUUUUGUUCUGAGAUAGUUGAGUCCGCAGAUGCAUACUUGUUUGCUGGACCAAUUUUUGACGACCUCACCACUGUCGGGAACUCACUUCCUCUUGAUAAAAGUAAAUCCAUCAUCGUGAAGCUCGACCGCGUUAUAAUAGCAAACAGGCAUGAAUUCGGGUCCGUUCUCAUGAAGGAUUUCCUAAAAGCUCUAGCAAAAAGGUUGAAGUGUAAUGGCACUUCCUAUGAGAACUAUAAUAGGAUUUUUGUUCCUGAGGGGAAACCUCUGAAGUGUGUUCCCAAUGAGCCUUUGAGGGUUAACGUUCUGUUCCAACACAUCCAGAAGAUGUUGUCGAGUCAAACAACAUUGGUUGCUGAAGCCGGGGAUUCCUGGUGGAAUUGCGUGAAACUGAAAUUGCCGCCAGGUUGCCAGUGUGAGUUCCAGGUGUUAUAUGCAUCGAUUGGUUGGUCAGUUGGAGCCACUCUUGGUUAUGCUCAGGCCUCAUCACCUACCAAGCGAGUGAUCGCUUUCGUUGGUGAUGGGAGCUUCCAGAUGACUGCCCAAGACGUGUCGACCAUGCUGCGAAAUGGGCAGAGGAACAUCAUUUUUCUGAUGAACAAUGGUGGAUACACCGUGGAAGUGGAGAUUCAUGAUGGACCUUACAAUGUGAUCAAGAACUGGAACUACACUGGAUUAGUUGAUGCCAUCCACAAUAAGGAGGGCAAGUGCUGGACAGCCAAGGUGCGGUGUGAAGAGGAAUUGGUUGAAGCGAUAGAGACAGCAACUGGAGCCAAGAAGGAUUGUUUGUGCUUCAUUGAGGUGAUUCUUCACAAGGACGAUACUAGCAAAGAGCUGCUUGCAUGCGGGACUAGAUUUGCUGCUGCCAAUGGCCGCCCACCUAGAUAGCCCUUAUCAGAGCUGUCAAUUUCGACACGACUCGAAACCCGCAAGAAAUAAAGCGGGUUGAACCCGCACGAUUAAAAAGCGGGUCAACCCGUCAUGAUCCAUUUAAUAAACGGGUCGGCCACGGAUCACUCGCCAACACGAAGUG
Molecule: messenger RNA, 2305 nt
Organism: Rosa chinensis
Lineage: Eukaryota; Viridiplantae; Streptophyta; Magnoliopsida; Rosales; Rosaceae
Product: pyruvate decarboxylase 4
Exons: 6
Coding region: 157-2160 (667 amino acids)
Molecular function (GO): thiamine pyrophosphate binding; carboxy-lyase activity; magnesium ion binding
Source: RefSeq, a predicted model, not a curated record